AUGAGGGGCGAGCGGCGCAAGAAGCUGCUGCUCUUUUGGGCCCAGCUGGAGAAAGUCCAAAUGUCACCAAUCCGAGCGUGCGUGCGUGAGGCUCCGCGGCUCGCGCGCGCCAUUCUCUCCCCGCCACAACCUCCAUCUUCUCCUUCUUCCUCUCUCCCACCACCACCAAACCACUUUCCCUCUAUCUCUCUCCCGUCGACGUGCGUGCUUCCUCCUGAGAAGAGCUCAAUUGCACCGACGAAAGCGACGAUCCAGGGCGGGGUCGGGAGGUGCUUCUUCGACGUCCUACACCUAUGCUGCGGGAUGGAAGAAGCUAGCGGCAGCAUGGAAGGGGCCUCCGGCUCGCACGCGCCGUCCAUCUCCCGCGCGAGCUCCGAGGAGGGUGACUUCUUCGACUCCCACCACCCAGAAAGCGACCAAGAAGACGAUGGUCCAUCGACGGGUGGUUACACGGCGUCGGAGAUCGCCGGCCGCUUCAUCAAGGCCAUCGACGGCAAGGCGCGCGUCGUCGUCGACACCGCCGCGCCCAUCGACUCCGUCAGGGGCGCCGCCGGCAAGUUCGGGGGCAUCCUCGACUGGCGAGAGCGGCGGCAGCAGGCCCAGGAGGAGCUGGGCAAGGUGGCGGGCGAGAAGGCGGAGUACCAGAGGCGCUCUGCCGCGGCGGAGGCCGGCAGGGCGGACGCGCGGCGGGACCUCGCGGGCGCCACGGGCGAGAUCGACGACCUGUGGCUCAGCGUCAAGCGCGCGCAGAUCGCGGAGGCGCAGGCGCGCAAGGACGCCGACCUCGCCAAGCUGCGCCUGCGCAAGACGGAGAAGCGCGCCGCGGCGCGGGCGGAGCUCGCCGGCCUGCGGGAGCGGCACACGGCGGCCAGGGCGGAGCUGGGUGAGGUGAGGAAGGAGAUGGGGGCGGUGAGGAGGGAGCGGGACGCCGUCGCGGCGGAGGCCGGCGCCGCGGCGGCGCGCGCGCGGGAGACGGCUGGCGAGGCGGUGGCGGCGGGCGAGGCCGUCAGGGAGGCGGCGGAGGAGCUCGUUGCGGUGAAGACGGAGCUGGAGUCCGCGCGCGCCGCGCAUGAUGUGGCCGAGGAGAAGAGGUUGCGGCUGGCGAUGGCGUGGCAGGAGGACAAGGUGCGGUGGCAGAACGAGCUGGACGAGGGUGAGGAGGAGGCGAGGAGGCUCAGGGAUGAGCUGGUCGCGGCCGGCGAACUCGAGACCAAGGUCGCCGCGGCUUCCGAACAACUUGCUAAUCUAAGAGCCGAGCUGUUCGCGUGCGCGGUCGAAGGGGCCAGUGCGGAGGAGACGGCGGCGGUGGGCGCGCCGUCGGCGAAGUUGGCGAGCGCAAGGAAGGAGCUUGAGGAGGUGAAGACGAGCGUGGAGAAGGCACAAGACGAGGCCAAGAUCCUGCGGGUCGCCGCCGCGUCGUUGCGCGCCGACCUGGAGAAGGAGAAGGCGGAGCUCGCCGCGGUGCGGCGGAAGGAGGAGGCCACGUCGGCGUCCAUCCCGCCGCUGGAGGAAGAGCUGAACCGGGUGACCUCAGAGCUUACCGUGGCGCAGGCGAGAGCAAGGGAAAGCGAAAAGAGCAGGAAGCCUGAGCAGCUAAGCGAGGCACGGCGAGAGGCGGAGCGCGCAAAGGCGAGCGCUCAAGCGGCGCAGGAGGAGAUCGCCGUGGCCAGGGAAGAGGCGCGAGUGGCCAAGGCCGCCGUCCAGACCAUGGAGGCGCGGCUGGAGGCCGUGAUGCGGGAGAUACUCGCCGCGAAUGCGUCGGCGGAGACCGCCACAGCCUCGGCAGAAGCGCUGAUGCAGCAACAGCAAGAUAACAAGAGCGGCGCCGUCGAAGGCGGCGUGGCGCUGGCAGCAGAGGAGUACGAGGAGCUGAGCCGGCGGGCGCGGGAGACGGAAGAGGUGGCUGGCAAGCGGGUGGUGGAGGCGGUGAAGCUGAUCAAGGAGGCCAAGGACGCGGAGGUGCGGAGCCUGGAGAAUCUGUCGCAGCUGACCAAGCAGACGGAGCAGAGGAGGCAGGCGCUGCAGGCGGCGACGGCGGAGGCCGAGGAAGCGGAGCUCUGCAAGGCCGAGGCGGAGCGCGAGCUGCGGCAACUGCAGGCCGAGCAUCGGCGUGCAGGCGGCGAGACAGCGUCGCCGCGCACGGGCCUGGCCGAGAUCUCAGCGUUUGACGGCAGCCAUGGGCGCGGGAACCCGCACAUACUAAGCCCGAGAGGUGGGUACAUGCCGAGGGCCGACAUGGCGGCCAUGUCGGCGGCGGAGGAGGCGGACGCCAAGCAGAAGAAGAACUUCUUCCCCCGCAUGGCAAUGUUCUUGGCUCGGAAGAAAGCUCAGAAUUGGAAUGGCAAGUGAUUUUCUUGCCUUUGUAAAUGCUCGGUUCAGCUCAGCUCAAACAUGUGUGAUCUUUAUUGAUAAAUGAGAUAGAUCAUGAAAUUUUGGCUCGCUGUUGAGAUAUUUGAGCACAAAUGUAAUAGUGCUGCAUAUUUU
Messenger RNA from Lolium rigidum, 2484 nucleotides. RefSeq names its product protein WEAK CHLOROPLAST MOVEMENT UNDER BLUE LIGHT 1-like. The transcript has 3 exons. The record is from RefSeq and is a predicted model, not a curated record. Bases 1 to 2349 code for a protein of 782 amino acids. NCBI's taxonomy places the organism in Eukaryota, Viridiplantae, Streptophyta, Magnoliopsida, Poales, Poaceae.